UCCGCCAUUGAAGCCGCGCGUCCCGCUCAGGACUGAGUGCUCGGCUGUCCUUGUUACCGACUUGCGGCUCGCUCGCGCUCAUGCACGCCUCGCCGCUCUCCUCGUAACACCCGCGGAAGGAGCUUCGAGCAUUCAUCGAGCCUCGCCGCCGUUGCAGCAACGCUCUUAACUUGGACCGUGGCGAGGGUGGGUGGGGGGAGUCGGGUCUUCUCGGGGCGCAAGCGACGCUGUAUCCGGCGGAUCCGCUAGACGAGCCCGAGGCUUGGGCCUUGCACGCAUCGGAGUCUCCCUCCCCGAGCCUCCGCUGGCGGCGCUCACUGUGCAAAAGAUUAGACAGACUCGACGGCGCUCAGAUGUGCGACCAGUUCGCGGCGUAGCGACGCGGAGGUUGUCUGCGGAAUAAGCGUACGCACGCACGGAUGCAUUGAAGCGUCAGCUGCGUAUCGGUCGCGGUGAGAGUGAAGUAAGUUUUAUUGGGGGCUCUGUUCUCUGGGGUAGCUGUGGGUGCUUGGGGCUGCAAGGGGAGUCCUUGGACGGGUCGUUUGGUAGGUGACUGAGCCGGGUGAGUCGGGCAGCUCGAUCGGUGGUGCGGUGAGGGCGGGGAGUGAAUUUGCUCGAGGGAGUUUGUGUGAGUUGUUGGUCGGGUGAGCCGGGGUUACGUUGCGUUGGCGGAGGAGGCUUACCGUAGCGGUCUGCGUUUGGAAUUUGAUGUUUUGAGGAACUUUGCUUGCUUGAGAAGGUCGGUUAAGUUUAGCAAGUACUUUAUUUUGAACAUUCUGUUAGUCGGUAGGUGAAUUAUGUUGAAGUUAGGUGUGAUAGUUGGUCGGUGAGUUGCUUCCAUGGUAGGUUAAUUGGUAUGCGGUUGUUGAUUUUGGGUUCAUUGGGUGAGUCCUUUUGAAGGUGGGGAAAGUUGGUAUGUUGGUUCAUUGGUAAGUUGGGUUCUUUUUGGGCUAGGGCUCGUAUUUGGUGGGUUGCGUUGUUGAAAAGGUGGACUGGUUGGUGGGUUACUUGGCAGGUGUGGAAGUUAGUAGGUAACUUGUUUAUAACGUGGAGUCAAUUGGUUGGUGGGUAACUUCGAAGGAUCGCCAAGUUGUUCUGGCGACUGUGUGGCUCCCGUGGGCGAAGCGGCCUUGGGGGUGGGGGUGAGCGUUGCCCGAAGCUUUGGUGCGCUCUGCGGGGCGGGCUGCAUCGCACGAACGCAUUGCUUAAUGCGUGACAUGGGCAGUAGCAUGUGCAGCCGACGAAAAGGUUUCCUGCAGAGCGCCUUUCUGCUGCUCACCGUGGCCGCCUUCGUCUACGGGGCCAUCAUGUACAGCGAGCUGCACGGCAAGACGCGGCGCGCGGAGAGUUUGUCGAUGAAGUAUCAGCAGCAGCAGGAGUCCCUGGCGGCGCAGCUCCAAGUGGUUUACGAGCAUCGCUCCAGGCUGGAGAAGUCCCUGCAGAGGGAGAGGGGUGACCACAAGAAGACCAAGGAAGAUUUCCUGCUUUACAAGCUGGAGGUGCAGGAGAAUCUGAGCAAGGAUAAGCAAGAAUCAUUGAACAGAUUCAACUCGCUCAAUGCCCAGCACCAGAUCCUCAAGUCGCAGCACGAGGAGCUGAAGCAGCAGUACACAGACAUCCACGAGCAACACACGGUGCUGCAGGACACGCACGAGCAAGCGCUGCAGCGGCACCAAGAGGAGCUGGGGCAGCUGCAGCAAGACAAGGACACGGAGAUCAGCUCCCUGCAUCAAAACAUGUACAAGCUGCGGGAGGAAGGCAAGCAGUUGCGUAAGGCUCACCAGGACGUGCACAAUCAUCUGCAAGAGACCCAGCAAAAUCACAACCGCCUGCUGGAGCAGCAUGAACAGCUCAAGGACACCCUUCGGCAGCAUCAGUCGCAACUGGCCAAAGCGCAGGUGGAAGUACGCGAGUACCAGCAGCUGAAGGAGACUCUGAAUAAGAUGCCGAGCCUCAUGCAAGGGGCGCAGGGCGGCGCGCAGGCAGCCGACUCGGGGCGCAAGGCGGUGGCCGCAGAGGCGGUGCAGCGGGACCGACGGCCACCUGAAGAUGAGUCACAUUUGGAUGAGAAAACGAAACAAAUGCUUGAAGUAGAGAGAAGAGAGCGACAGGGGUUGUUAGACAAACAGCGACAGGCGCGCAUUGAGAGAGAUCGCCUUAUGCAGCAGCAGCAGCAGCAGAAGCAGGACAAUCAAAUCCAACCUCAGGAGAACCAGCUGCCUGGCCAACAGACGCCGAUCAGCAAAGUGAAGAGCCACUACGAGACGCAGCUGGAGCAGCAGCGAAUGGCGAAGGAGCGCGAGGAGGCGGCGCGCCGGCUCGCCGAGCAGCAAGAGCUGAUCUACCGGCAGCGCUUGGCGCAGCAGGAGGCACGGCAGGCAGCGCUGCGCCAGCAGGAGGAAGCGCAGCAACAAAACGAGAGCCUGAGGCAGGCCCGAAUCAGGCAGCAGGCAAUGUUUGACCAGGGGGUGCAUGGGAAGGAGGGAGGGGAAGAGGAGGAACCAGAGAAAAAUGAGUCUGAGAAGAACCCUGAAGCCGCAGAUGAACACAAGCCUCAAGACUCCGUAGCAGAGAAGCAGGAAGCAGCUCGGGCCAACUUAGCGCCUCUCAAGCCCGAGCUUCAGCAGCACCAGCCCUUGAUUCCGGCUCCAUCAGCAGCACGGGUGGAGCAUCACAAUGAACACCACGAUGAACACGUCGAGCAACAGCAGCUGCCGCAUCAGCAGCAGCAGCAGCAGGAAGAGGAAGAAGAGGAGCAGGAAGACGAAGAGGAUCAGAACCCGGCUAACGACCCAAACAACCAGGGCGAGGACGAGUUUGAGGCGGAGCAGGCUCUGCAGGAGAGGGCUCAGCGCGUCGCCGUCGGGGCGGCGGCGAUGGGCGCGAGGGGGGGGGGCGGCAGUGGACACGCACGACGCCGCCGAGAGGUUUGGGGACGGCGCUAACGGCGGCGGGGAGGGGCGGCACGCGGGGGUGGCGC
Petromyzon marinus (sea lamprey) is the source of this 2980-nucleotide messenger RNA. RefSeq lists its product as uncharacterized. Gene Ontology annotation, cellular component: Golgi membrane; Golgi apparatus. The record is from RefSeq and is a predicted model, not a curated record. Lineage: Eukaryota; Metazoa; Chordata; Hyperoartia; Petromyzontiformes; Petromyzontidae.